Molecule: messenger RNA, 2794 nt
Organism: Thalassophryne amazonica
Lineage: Eukaryota; Metazoa; Chordata; Actinopteri; Batrachoidiformes; Batrachoididae
Exons: 2
Coding region: 892-2247 (451 amino acids)
Source: RefSeq, a predicted model, not a curated record
UGAGAGAGGAGUUUAUGGUGCUGCUGCCGUGCAGCGGUGCGUCAUUGUGCCAACACUGCACGCAGAGCGCACAGCGCGCAGCGCAGCGCCACGCGGACCCGCGCCACUCCGUCACCUAGAGGAUCGCCCCACGAUUAGCGGAUUUAUAAGAGUGGAUACGGAGAAAGAACGAGGAGUCCAUGAAGGUGAGAUGAAGACAAGGACAAGCUCUCCAUCUGCCAAUCCGUCCAUCAGCAUUUCAAGUACCCUGGUGCCAGCCACCCUUAAGUCACCUCGACCACAACAGGUGUCAAGCAAGAAUUGUCUUGACCCAGCGUCCUGCAGACAACCGGCACUAAGCAAAUAUUUGAGGUCAUUCUGUUUGAUUUCUCUUGGCACCCGUCACUGAGAGGAUAAACAGUUACAGGGUGCUGUUGGGAGACAGAAAGAGAGAAGAAAAAGUGGGGGUGGAAAAGUAGCCAUUACAAAGUGUACCCGGUCUGCUAUUUCUGCUGCACUGUGGGCAGGGAGCAUCUCAUUUGGGAGUGUGCUGGCCAAAAAUAAAAGAAAAAGAAAUUGUAAGGACUUUCCUGAGCCCCAUUCCAAUGCUUGUGUAAAUCCUGGAGAGAGAUUAUCAGCUGGUCUGGCCCUCAACACUGCCCACCAAAGAAGCUACACACUAUCUAUAGAAAACCUUAAAACAAAUUUGGAACCUGCGGGUUUCUUGAUUGCUACUUAUCUUUCCCCCCCUUCAAGAAAGACUCAACAGUAGUGAGAAAAGGAAUGAAAGUAGCCACAGUUUUCUAUUCUUGAAGCCUUUCACAGACCUAAUACCAACUCUGGGGGCACCAGAAGCUCUCUGUCAUCUUGGGGCUGUAGUUUUGAUGCAUUUCUCAAGCUGGUUGGAACAACAUGAAGCCGCUAACACCAAUAGGAUCCCCGUCUCCUCUGAGACUCCUCAACAAGGGUCCAGACUACCUGCGUAGGCAGAUAGAUGGUGGGGGCCAUGGCCGGACAAUCAGUGCUGUGGAGAGGCUUGAAGCUGACAAAGCCAAAUAUGUUAAGAGCCAGCAGGUGAUCAACACAAAGCAAGAGCCUGUGCUGGUUCCUUGUGCCACCCCGCCACCACAACCACGACGAGCCACUGCCAAUCCCAGUAGUCUGAGUCCUCAAACGGUCCCGCGUCAUUCAUUUAACACUGUCUUCUCUUCACUGUCUGGCUCUUUCACGUCACGAGAUGACAAUGACAACGAUGACUCCAGAAAGGAGAACCGACGGACCUCUGUAGAUGUUGAGGCACACAACAGGAGCAAUGUCCAAAAUAUAAUGCUUCCCAGCCAGAAGACCCUUGAAAUCAAAAUCUUAGUAGCACCGCACAGUGCCCCAGUACUUAGACGGAGCACAGGCAAACGUAUGCUGCGACCAGACUCCCUGGUCAUCUAUCGCCAGAAGAAAGAGUGCCGGAGCCUCAGUGGUGCAGCAGUGGUUGAAAACACCAAUAUGGAAUUGAAGGGCUACAGUUUUGUACGUCGCCUCUUCCAGGGAUCCAUGAGAGAGAAGAAUGGUGGAGGUGAAGGAAGAAUCCAAAAGAUGGUGAUUGGUGAGGAGAAGGCACCAUCACGCGAUGGGGACUCACGGAUGUCAUGGACCAAUGACAAGGAUACUGCAGAUGGUGGACCAGGAAGCCGGAGGUCAAGUAAAACUCAUUUAGAACCCUCCCCAGGAUCUGUCCCAAGCCCAGAAUGUAACAGUAUCCUUGAAAAGACUAAAAAUGAAUUUACAAAUGGGAAUAAGGAUGUUGUUAGCAUCAACAAUAGCAACCACUCAAGCAACCACAAUAAUGAGAAUGACCCGUGGAAGCGAGCAUCACCACCACUACCACCCAGAAGACACUUUGGUGGGUUACAGCGCUCCAAGUCGGAACUGCGACUGCAUUCCUCGAUCGCGUUAUUAGAGCAGGAGCAUUUCUUUGACUUUUGUGGCUUGGACACAGACAUGAUAGAGCGCCUGGGUCGGGAGAAUUUUCUUUCUGGUGCCAGCUCCAUAGACACACUCUCACUGGCACUCCGCAGUGUGGGCGGAGAAGGUUGUGGAGGUUCUGAGCCCAGUGAAUUCUCCCAUCACUCUGGAGAAGGGUUGUUUCAGGAGGAGCUGGCUGAGCAGCUACCCUUUGGUGUUUCAAUCAUCGAGAGAAAUGCUCGUGUCAUCAAGUGGCUUUACGGGUGUAAGAACGCUGCCCGCGAAGGGCCUAAAGAAUCGACUGUUUAGCUGAAGGACAUACGGCCGUGUGCAGUAGAAUACCAAAACUGUCCUUUUCACAAUGUACUUUUUGUCGAAACACGGGAUCAGCAUGCCUUCACCCCAAUUUAGGAGCAUCAGAAGCAGCUGGUGUUUUUAUUGGUACAUUAGCAAUAACUCCAGAGACAUUUCCACCUUAGAGGACUGCCGCUACUGCUGAGUUGUAUUCAUAGAUCCUAUGGAAGCACUGUGUGGUUCGAGAUAAACUAUACUGGCAAAUACAGCCAGUUCUUCCAGCAAAGUUUCAGGUGGCCAGUGUGUGUGUGUGUAUGUAUGUGUGUGUGUGUGAAGUGGGUAAUGUAUCCCCGCCCUCUUAACUUUGAGCUUCUGGUCAUUGAUUGACAGAACUGGAUCCAAAAUGGGGUGAGAAAUCACCCCCAGUUUGACCUCCCACGAGGCACAUAACUGUAAAGAUUUGUCCUUGACACCAAAUAUUGCCACCUCUCUCCACCAGUAAGUAUUUUAUAAUGGAAAACCACUAAGCUAGUCUAUUUUUUAUUUUAUUUUAUCUGAAACU